Messenger RNA from Theileria parva strain Muguga, 1117 nucleotides. Its product is annotated as Tubulin binding cofactor C family protein. Gene Ontology annotation, biological process: tubulin complex assembly; post-chaperonin tubulin folding pathway. Gene Ontology annotation, cellular component: cytoplasm. Lineage: Eukaryota; Apicomplexa; Aconoidasida; Piroplasmida; Theileriidae. The coding region runs from base 143 to 1105 and encodes 320 amino acids. The record is from RefSeq and is a predicted model, not a curated record. The transcript has 7 exons.
CAUUGUUCCAAUAUAUACACUAAAUUAUUUUUAAUUAUAGGGUUAUCAAUCUUAUACUUCUCCCACAUUCUCACUAUUCACUCUGCCAACUUUGUUACUAAUGUUUACAGUGUAAAUAGUAUAAACACUGUGAAUAAUGUGAAUGGAAGGAGUGGAAUAUGAUGUGGAGUAUGAGGUGGAAUAUGAAGUGGAAUCUUUAUGGAAGAUUGCGAUGGAGGUGGAGCUCCCAUCGGAGAUGGAGAAAUUAGUAAUAAAAACACAAAAUAUAAUGAAAGAAUUAAUUAACCAAGCACUCCCAAACAAACCCAAUCCCGCUCUCUACUCCAAGUUGAAUGGUGUGUUGAGUAUAUUGAAUUUGAAGAUUAAACAGAGCAAACCACACGCUAAAUUCGCCUUUAAAUCACAUAACUCAUUCUCUAACACUUCUAAUAUUACUAAUACUGUAGAGGAUACUGUCAAUACUAUUGUGGAAGAUACUGUGAAUAAUACUGUGGAGGAUGUGGAAGAAACUGUGGACAGUGUGGAGGAGAAGAAGUUUGGGGAGAAUUAUAUAAUAAAGAACAUCAAGAAUCAGACAAUAUUGAGGGUUGAGGAUGAGAGGCUGGGAUCAAUAAGCUUGGAGAACAUUGACCGGUGUAGGAUAUUUCUAUUGAAUGCUUCAGAUUCUUGCUUCAUCUACAAUUCUUUUAACUCUAUUUUGUGUGUUGGAGUGGUGAGUGGAUCGGUGAUGAUUAGUGGUGUGCGGGACAGUGUGAUAAUAGCAACGUCAAGACAGUUGCGAGUCUCAAACUCACACAACACCAAACUACACAUCAACACAAUCACUCCGCCCAUCAUCGAACGAAGUGCGGGUAUAGUAUUUGUGGAUAAUAGUGUGGUGUAUGAGUGGUAUGUAAACCACUUGGAGUUGUCGGGGCUGGGGUUAGAAUUCCCGGAUAAUAAACACUUGAUUAAAGAUUUCACGUGGCAUCACCAGACUAAAUCGCCAAACUUUACUAUCCUGCCAAAAUUACCAGAAAUAUCCAUUCCCGUUAUACAACCUGAACCCAACAUUUAUACCAUCAAUCAACAAGAUCUAAACCACCUAAUCAAUCAAUUACAAUAAUUUCAUCACAUU